UCACGAUGAGCAAAGAUCAGCAGUUUGUCAUUUGCUCUAGCACAGAGAGCUCUCAGACCGGAGAGAAAGGUGUCGAAUUUGGAAUUUUGGGGAUUCUGGAGAUCCAGAGAAUUUGGAGAUCUGGGAAAUGGAAUUGGAAUUGGAAUCGAGUUUAUUUGAAGAUGUUGGUGAUCUUGGAGAUGCAAGGAAUUUGGAGGUUUAGGAACUGAAGUUAAUUGAGAUGAAGUUUGUGUGGGAAUUUUUGAGAUUCUGAAGAUCCAAAGAAUUUGGAAAUUGUUUCUAGGUCUUGGAAGUUGAAUUCUUCUUUCCUGAACGCUUUUCGACAUCACCAGGGAGUAAUAUAGCUGACGCAAACAUGGUUUCUUCUUCGAUUUUCAAGGAUGCCUAUAAAAGAAGGCCAAACGACCCCAUUUGGCCAUGUGAAUCAUAUAAAUUGUAUGUACCUAUUAGCGUCAAGUUUGGAGGAGAACACAUCGAUUGACCCACAAAGGGGAUCACAGUCGUACAAGCGCCAAAAGAACCAAAGGUUACCAUUGAUCAAGGUUAAUAAGCAUAUCAAACCAUUUUUUUAAUUUUCUACAUUGUACGUUCCACGCCUACGCAAGCUUAUCAUCUUCCAAACUAUGUUUUCAACCCCUGACCUUCUUUAAAUCGUAAAAUAUAAAUUACCAGAUAAAUUUUCUACAUUGUACGUUCCACGCCUACGCAAGUUUAUCGUCUUCCAAACUAUGUUUUCAACCCCUGAUGUUCUUUAAAUUGUAAAAUAUAAACUACGAGAUAAAUUUAAACAUAGAAUACAAAGAAACAUUAAAUUUCUUAAAGUCAUAUAAACCCAAACUUCAAAUACCUACAACUCAAUUUUGAUACUAAUUAAUAUUUAAUAACAAUCAUCAAAAUAGCACGAGUACGUAAUUAAACUAUAAAUAUAAAUUGUGUUCAUAAAGAUAGGGAUUUGCACAAGCAGAAGGUAUUUGCCUUACAAAGUGCAAAAGUAACAUUAAUACAGUAUUAUUAGUAAGCUUGUUGAUAGAGCUGCUCCCUCUGAUAUUUAUCCAUGAUCGAUAACAAUAGUGAUACGAGACAGCUUGCCGUCGUUGCGGUUAUUCGCAUGGAUAAACGAUAAAGAAAUUGAGCACAGUAUGAUGCACGGAUCAGCCUACGAGUUCAAAGGGGAUAUAUUGAUCGUAGAAGGGAAAAUAACUGUUGCCUCGUGCUAAGCCGCCGAUGUGGAACACGAGGACGCGUGUGCUGACCGCACACAUCCGGACGAAUGUCUUAUCGACAUGGGGUCGCGUGCACACGUGUGACGAGAAACUGUCUGCACCAGGUUCGCUUCCAGGGGCAGGUGAAGGCUAUGAAAACACGAUGCAUGCUUUUAAACGAGCUGUAGCGAUUGGUACACAAAUGUUAGAAUUGGAUUGUCAUUUGACAAAAGAUGGAGAAGUAGUUGUAUGUCAUGACCAUAAUCUUUUACGUAGUACAGGCACAAAUAAAAGUAUUUCAGAAGUAAAUUACAAAGAUCUACCUCUAUUGAAACCACGUCUUCCAAUAGAUUUUGAUCCAGAUGUAGAAUAUAUUGGCACAGAGAAGGAAGAAGAUAGAAGAUUUGCUUUAUUGAAAGAAGUAUUUGAAGCAUUCCCUAAUAUACCAAUUAAUAUUGAUAUUAAAGUUAACAGUGAUGAACUUAUAACCAAAGUAUCUAAUUUAAUAAAGGAAUAUAAUCGGGAGGAGUAUACUGUAUGGGGAAACUUUAACGAUGACAUAACACAGAAAUGUUAUAAGACGAAUCCUAAUAUAAAUUUGUUAUUUUCCAUGAGACGUGUAACUCUGUUGAUAGUUUUCUUAUACACUGGUUUAUUACCAUUUAUACCUCUAAAGGAAACACAUUUAGAGAUAUUUCUACCUUCCAUUUAUUUAAGAUGCAAAGGAAGUCCAAGUAUAAAAUUCUUACCCUUGGAAAAAAUAAUUAUAAGGACUAUUAAUGUAUUACUAAUGAGGAAGUGCUUAUUUAAUCAUUUAAGAACUCGUGGAAUACAUAUCUAUUUUUGGGUCUUAAAUGAAGAAGAAGAAUUUAAGAAAGCUUUUGAUCUUGGAGCUACUGGUGUAAUGACAGAUUAUCCUACAAAAUUAAAAUUAUUUUUAAGUAAUUGUUCUAUCGAAUAAGACACUAAAUGCAAUGAAUGAGAAUGAUACUAAUAUAUAAGAUAUAUAUAAUAUAUAAGAUAUUUAUUGAUGUACUUCUGAGAAGUACAUGUACACGCUGUUAUAAAUGAAGAAUGUGUUGAACUUUUAUUUGAUAGACAUGUAUUACUUACAAAUUAUGAAAAAAAAUAUUUCUAUUACUUAUUGUAUACUAACAAAAGGAAGUAAGAGCAGCUUGUUUCAAAAAAUUAUACAUGCAUAAGGCAGAUAAAAGUAAGUUUCAAGAAAAUGGAUAGUGACAUAUUAGUAAAAUACAAUGAGAAAAAUAACUAUAAAAUGUGUGGGCAAAGACACUGCGAAAAAAACAUUCUAAAAAUAUUUUCUGCCACAUUCAAAUAUAUUCGAUAUUUCGAUUAUAUUCAAAAUAGAAAGUUCACAAAGUUCGAUAAUCUAGUCUAAAAAAAGUAUUUUAUAAAAUCAUUAUCAUAGAUUUUUAUAUAUUGAAAACUGAUACACAAAACACGUUUGAUCAUUACAGCUACAUUAAGUCGCAUUUAUUAUAUAACUGUAUUAUUAUAGUAUUUUGUAUGUACCAAAGCAGUAGGGACGCAAAUAUUAUUAAUAAUAUCGCACACACAAAGUUUAAUUAUUUAUACAAGCUUUAUUGCAACAUAUCUUUGAGUAUAAAGAUCAAGAAACUGAUAAAUAACUUACAUACUUCUGUAUAAAAUACUCCUUUAAUUCGUUUGCGUGUUUAUAUUCAUCAAGAAGUCGAUAGAAAAUUAAAAAAGAAUAUAUUUACAUGCAUGAGGGUACAUAAAUAAUAUACUCUAUACAUAUAUCUAUUACAAGUACAUUGAUGGAAUAUAACAUUGAGUAUGAUUUGCUAUGCUAGACAAUUAUAAAAUAUAAAAGGAAUCAUAUUCGUUAUUUGAUCACGAAUGAGCGAUAACCAGUUUAACAGAACUGAUUACAUUUCAUUAUAUUUAUUUGUUAUAUAAUUACUUAAAUUGUAUAUUCUUCUCUAUUAGUAUUACUAGUAUCAUAUAACUGUCUUAAUUAUGGUUUCAAAAAUACUGCAAAACAGUUCUUAAUCACUACUUGUAUAGAGAGCAAAUUUAUAUUAUGCAUAAAUACAUGUAUAUGUUUUAUAUUUGGAAUAAAUUCUAACAAUAUUUGUAA
Bombus pyrosoma is the source of this 3324-nucleotide messenger RNA. Its product is annotated as lysophospholipase D GDPD1-like. The transcript is spliced from 10 exons. Lineage: Eukaryota; Metazoa; Arthropoda; Insecta; Hymenoptera; Apidae. Gene Ontology annotation, molecular function: phosphatidylcholine lysophospholipase A1 activity; phosphoric diester hydrolase activity. Bases 1225 to 2163 code for a protein of 312 amino acids. Gene Ontology annotation, biological process: glycerophospholipid catabolic process. The record is from RefSeq and is a predicted model, not a curated record. Gene Ontology annotation, cellular component: endoplasmic reticulum membrane.